Messenger RNA from Hypomesus transpacificus, 4324 nucleotides. RefSeq names its product high-affinity choline transporter 1. Gene Ontology annotation, biological process: transmembrane transport; synaptic transmission, cholinergic; acetylcholine biosynthetic process. Lineage: Eukaryota; Metazoa; Chordata; Actinopteri; Osmeriformes; Osmeridae. Gene Ontology annotation, cellular component: dendrite; perikaryon; axon. Gene Ontology annotation, molecular function: choline:sodium symporter activity. Bases 236 to 1999 code for a protein of 587 amino acids. The transcript is spliced from 9 exons. The record is from RefSeq and is a predicted model, not a curated record.
CCCCUCCAUCCCAGCCUUCUGACGCCAACCUCUCCGUUCGCAGCCGUCUGACGAACACGGGCAGCAGAAUUACGCAUGGGUGGCGAGGAUUACGUUGCGUUCCCAGCCUUUUUUUAUAGAAAGUGUCUGUUGCUCUGAGUUUUGGAAUCUUUGCCAGACUGCCUGUUUUGACCCAUCUCCAAAGCUCUCAAUGAAAUUCCUGUCCCCGCGCAGAACCUGAUCUCGGCAGUGGAAGAUGACCAUCCACGCGGAGGGGCUAGUGGCGAUUGUUGUCUUCUACUUGUUAAUUCUCGUCGUGGGAAUAUGGGCCGCGUGGAAAAACAAAAAUGCCGGGGUCUCGGAAGGCACAGACCGGAGCGAGACCAUCAUGGUUGGAGGAAGGGACAUUGGUUUAUUUGUUGGCGGCUUUACAAUGACCGCCACUUGGGUCGGAGGGGGUUACAUCAACGGGACGGCGGAGUAUGUAUACCUGCCUGAUUUUGGAUUGGCCUGGGCACAAGCACCCUUUGGAUACGCCCUGAGUUUGGUUGUAGGUGGCCUGUUCUUUGCCAAACCUAUGCGCUCCCGAGGAUACGUCACCAUGCUCGACCCGUUCCAGCAGAUUUAUGGAAAGCGCAUGGGCGGCUUGCUCUUCAUUCCCGCUCUAAUGGGAGAGAUCUUCUGGUCCGCUGCCAUUUUAUCCGCAUUGGGGGCAACUCUAAGUGUGAUCGUGGACAUUGACAUCAACAUGUCAGUGGUGAUCUCAGCUCUGAUUGCCAUCUUCUACACCCUGGUCGGGGGGCUGUAUUCUGUGGCUUACACUGACGUGGUGCAACUGUUCUGUAUCUUCCUAGGUCUGUGGAUCAGUGUGCCUUUUGCCCUGUCCAACCCUGCUGUGUCGGACAUAGGUGUCACAGCCAAAGAGAUCAUCUACCAGACCCCCUGGCUGGGCAAGAUAGAGCCAGCUGACACCUGGCUGUGGAUCGACAACUUCUGUCUUCUGAUGUUAGGGGGGAUUCCCUGGCAGGUGUAUUUUCAACGGGUUCUUUCUGCCUCUUCAGCUACCUAUGCCCAGGUGCUCUCCUUUCUGGCUGCUUUCGGCUGCCUCGUCAUGGCUGUGCCCUCUGUCCUCAUAGGAGCUAUAGGGGCUUCCACAGACUGGAACCAGACAACGUAUGGGGCUAUUCCUCCUAAAGACAAGGACCAAUCAGACAUGAUCCUUCCUAUAGUGCUCCAACACCUGUGCCCAUCCUACAUCUCCUUUUUUGGUCUUGGCGCUGUUUCAGCUGCUGUGAUGUCAUCAGCUGACUCAUCCAUUCUCUCGGCCAGUUCCAUGUUUGCACGCAACAUCUAUCAACUCGCCUUCAGACAGUCGGCCACCGACCGUGAGAUUGUGUGGGUGAUGCGCAUCACCAUCUUUGUGUUUGGAGCUCUGGCCACAGCCAUGGCCCUGCUGACGGGGACGGUGUACGGCCUGUGGUACCUCAGCUCUGACCUGGUCUACGUCAUCAUCUUCCCCCAGCUGCUCAGCGUGCUCUUCGUCAAGGGCACCAACACCUACGGCUCGGUCGCGGCCUACGUGUUCGGCCUACUGCUCCGCAUCGGAGGGGGAGAACCCUACCUGAAACUGCCCCCCUUCAUCUAUUACCCCGGCUGGGUGAGGCAAUCGAAGAUCCACCACACGACAGGGGAGGUGGAGCACUUCAUCCAGCAGAGGUUCCCCUUCAAGACGAUCUCCAUGCUGGCUUCCUUCCUGGGGAACGUGGGCGUCUCCUACCUGGCCAAGUACCUGUUUGAGAGUGGGAGGCUGUCGCACAAGUACGACUUCCUGGACGCGGUGGUGUCUAAGCACAGCAAGGAGAACAUGGACAAGACGACGCUGGUGGGCAACGACAACAUCAACUUGUCAGAGAUGGCGCCGGUCAAACCCCUUAGCACGGCACUGGCUGCCUCCUUCACCAACACCGAGGUGUUGAGUGACGACGGGUCCAGCCCAGAGUCCAACAACGAGCACGAGUAGAACCGGACGCAGAACCGGACCCAGAUCUGGACCCUGAACCUGACUUUAGGACCCAGACCCCAGAAGAUUCAUACCGGGUUUUAUCCAGUGAAUCAUUCUCUGUACGUGUUGCUAUCAUGUCACAAACUCUCACUCUGUCUCUAUUUGAAACCUAAACGCCCACCCCCCUCCACAUCUUAGUUUUCUUUCAGUGCUGCUACAGAAAUAAAGAUACGUACAGUAACAGGACAGAGUUGUCCUCCCAUCUGUCUUUCACCGUGGAGCGCUCUCAAAGAAACUGCCGUGAUUGAGAAGAGAAUAGUGCAAUAUCUAACCAUGGAGUUACGCGGUACAGUUUACACACCCAUGUCUGUGUGUUUGGGUGUGUGUGAUCAAGUUACAUCCAGUGGGUAUGUAUGAAACCUGCUUCCAUUUUAACCUCAUUUGCUUAGAACCAAUUUAUAAUAGAGCAAUAAUGUUUUUAGCGUGUGUGUUGUACAUAGAUAUGUAAAAUGAUUUCAAUGUUUUUUUUUUUGAUGGAGAUUUAUUGGAAGAUCAACAGAUCUUCAGGUUGAUGUUUUAGUUGCGUAAGUCUUAAUCCACUUACACACAGAAACUAGACACAAGUCAGGACAUACACAUUACUCACAGUACUGAACGCAAACUUUAUCUAAACAGGGUUGAGAAGCCAAAUCUUAAGUUAGUCCUCUUUGACCAUGUGCCAAAACCCCUUUCAGAGACCUAGACAACCGAACAAUCAUCUUAGAGGUAAACCUUAUGGUAGUAUGAUUCCACACAAUUUGAGUGCAGUCUAACUAAAGUGGGUGCUUUAUGGUAGUUCCAAUAAAACAGCUUUAGGUUAUCUGUAGAAAUGAGGUUAGAAUCCAGUGCAACCUGCCAGUCAAAGUGGUUGGCGUCCAAUUCUCGUCAAUGACAAUUUACUCCUGCUCUCCCCUGAACCUUUAUUGACAGCAGAGCUGAUGAAAGGUGGCUAUGUAGUUAAGUUACCUGCAGCUAUCAUAUCUAUGUAGAUAGCCAGUAACACUAGCCCAGUGGAGUUUAGGAUCUUAGGCAGGAGCAGUGCAGCAGGUGUCGAUGUGAGUACUGUGUCAGUGUUGGGAAAUAGAACUGGUCCUUCAGAGUAAGGUAAUUAUCCAGAAAAGUACAAACACUGCUUAUUAUCUUAAGGUAGAUGGCAUUCCUAACUGGUGGAGGGUAUAACUCUUGGUUGAGAACAGAUCGCUCUUUAGGGAUUACAUCAUGAGUCAGAAUACCUUAGAGUUGAGUGUAGAGUUGACACAUAGCAGUUCAGGCAAGAUCGAUGGCAGGCAAUGAUUUCGAUUUACAGUUGGUGAUGAUUUUAACUCUUUGGACAUUGUGACGUGUUUCUGUUCUCUGGUUGCACUAUUCUGUGUCCCUCCUUUCAAAGUAUCGUGGAUAAAGUUUGAUGGUGUCCGUCCGUACAGUACGUGAUCUGUUUUAUUCUGUUUGAAUUGCCUUAAUUUUCUCGUGUUGGAGAGCUGGUCUGAUGCUAUGCAAGGUGUCAGUUGUGUUUCAGUCUCAUUAGACAUGAAUGUAAAUGUAAACUCACUAUCAGAUAGACCUCGUCCCAGACGGCUGUGCAGUGUCUGUGCAAUGUUCUAUAAAAAAAAAAAUACUGUUUAAAGUAAUACAAAUAUUUAAAAAAAGACACCUUCAUGUCAGUUGAUCAGCUGGCCUAUAUUUGUGGUUCAAUGUUAUAAAUGGCAAUAUUUUUGUGUAAUAUGUGUAUAGCAAACACAACAUAUGAACAAAGUCAAUAGACCUUUCAAUGCGCCUUUAGAAAUGAUUUAACUGUUUGAUGAGGUGAAAUUACAGCUAUAUAAGAAUUUAUUUAUUUAUGCAGUGUCUAUAAGAAAAUAGUGAUGACUAUGUGAGAUGAAUUAAAUAAAUUAUAUGAUUUAGCUCAUUGAUUACUUGUCAUUCAGUCUUUUAGUGUAUUGCUUGUUUCAGUGUGCAUUUUAUUUACAUGAUACUUGUAUACAUUUUUGAAUCAGCUUUUUACGAUUUUUCUGAGACGUUCCUCAAACGUUGCUUUGCAAAAGCUGAUAUACCCCCUACUGUAGGUCUACAAACAAACCAUUUGUAAUGUAAUGAGCCAAACAAAUCGUUGCCUAGCAGUCAUCUUACUAUUUGUGAGAAACUUUGUAUUUUCUCUGAUCCGUAUUGUCACAUCCAUGACAUCAAAUCAACUCUUACAGUAAUAGUGAGAAGCAGACAAAGGAUGCAUGGUCCCGUAGUUGAUAUGCAGGUCUUGGGUGUAAUGUUUCGUGUGUCUGUGAGUGUAGGUGUGUGUUUGUGUGUGUG